This is a messenger RNA of Saimiri boliviensis boliviensis (Bolivian squirrel monkey), 6501 nucleotides long. RefSeq names its product BICD cargo adaptor 2 (gene BICD2). Gene Ontology annotation, biological process: protein localization to Golgi apparatus; microtubule-based movement; retrograde vesicle-mediated transport, Golgi to endoplasmic reticulum. Lineage: Eukaryota; Metazoa; Chordata; Mammalia; Primates; Cebidae. Gene Ontology annotation, cellular component: cytosol; Golgi apparatus. Gene Ontology annotation, molecular function: dynactin binding; dynein light intermediate chain binding; cytoskeletal adaptor activity. The record is from RefSeq and is a predicted model, not a curated record.
GGAGCCGUGCGGCGGCGCGGGCGGGUGGCCGUCGGGGCAGGGCGGCGGCGGCGGCAGCGGCGGCGGCGGCGGCGGCUGAGGAGGGCCCGGCCUGCGAGAGCCUCGGUGGGAGCCGGCUCGGCCCUCGGCCACCAUGUCGGCGCCGUCGGAGGAAGAGGAGUACGCGCGGCUGGUGAUGGAGGCGCAGCCGGAGUGGCUGCGCGCCGAGGUGAAGCGGCUAUCCCACGAGCUGGCAGAGACCACGCGUGAGAAGAUCCAGGCGGCCGAGUACGGGCUGGCGGUGCUCGAGGAGAAGCACCAGCUCAAGCUGCAGUUCGAGGAGCUGGAGGUGGACUAUGAGGCUAUCCGCAGCGAGAUGGAGCAGCUCAAGGAGGCCUUUGGACAGGCACACACGAACCACAAGAAGGUGGCUGCUGAUGGAGAGAGCCGGGAGGAGAGCCUGAUCCAAGAGUCAGCCUCCAAGGAGCAGUACUACGUGCGGAAGGUGCUAGAGCUGCAGACGGAGCUGAAACAGUUGCGCAAUGUCCUCACCAACACACAGUCGGAGAAUGAGCGCCUGGCCUCGGUGGCCCAGGAGCUGAAGGAGAUCAACCAGAAUGUGGAGAUCCAGCGUGGCCGCCUGCGGGAUGACAUCAAGGAGUACAAAUUCCGGGAAGCUCGCCUGCUGCAGGACUACUCGGAGCUGGAGGAGGAGAACAUCAGCCUGCAGAAGCAAGUUUCUGUGCUCAGACAGAACCAGGUGGAGUUUGAGGGCCUCAAGCAUGAGAUCAAGCGUCUGGAGGAGGAGACUGAGUACCUCAACAGCCAGCUGGAGGAUGCCAUCCGCCUCAAGGAGAUCUCGGAGCGGCAGCUGGAGGAGGCGCUGGAGACGCUGAAGACGGAGCGCGAGCAGAAGAACAGUCUGCGCAAGGAGCUGUCACACUACAUGAGCAUCAAUGACUCCUUCUACACCAGCCACCUGCAUGUCUCGCUGGACGGCCUCAAGUUCAGUGACGACGCUGCUGAGCCCAACAAUGAUGCCGAGGCCCUGGUCAACGGCUUUGAGCACGGCAGCCUGGCCAAACUGCCCCUGGACAACAAGACCUCCACACCCAAGAAGGAGGGCCUGGCACCGCCCUCCCCCAGCCUCGUCUCCGACCUGCUCAGCGAGCUCAACAUCUCCGAGAUCCAGAAGCUGAAGCAGCAGCUGAUGCAGAUGGAGCGGGAAAAGGCGGGCCUGCUGGCGACGCUGCAGGACACGCAGAAACAGUUGGAGCACACGCGGGGAUCCCUGUCAGAGCAGCAGGAGAAGGUGACCCGCCUCACAGAGAAUCUGAGUGCCCUGCGGCGCCUGCAGGCUGGCAAGGAGCGGCAGACGGCCCUGGACAAUGAGAAGGACCGUGAUAGUCAUGAGGACGGCGACUACUACGAGGUGGACAUCAAUGGGCCCGAGAUCCUGGCCUGCAAGUACCAUGUGGCUGUGGCUGAGGCUGGCGAGCUCCGCGAGCAGCUCAAGGCACUGCGCAGCACACAUGAGGCUCGUGAGGCCCAGCAUGCUGAGGAGAAGGGCCGCUACGAGGCUGAGGGCCAGGCGCUCACGGAGAAGGUCUCCCUGCUAGAGAAGGCCAGCCACCAGGACCGUGAGCUGCUGGCCCGGCUGGAGAAGGAGCUGAAGAAGGUGAGCGACGUUGCCGGUGAGACGCAGGGCAGCCUGAGUGUGGCCCAGGAUGAGCUGGUGACCUUUAGUGAGGAGCUGGCCAAUCUCUACCACCAUGUGUGCAUGUGCAACAAUGAGACGCCCAACCGUGUCAUGCUGGACUACUACCGCGAGGGCCAGGGCGGGGCCGGCACCAGCCCUGGGGGCCGCACUAGUCCUGAAGGGCGUGGCCGCCGCUCACCCAUCCUCUUACCCAAGGGGCUGCUGGCUCCUGAGACUGGCCGAGCAGACAGCGGGACCGGGGACAGCAGCCCCUCACCUGGCUCCUCACUGCCAUCACCCCUGAGUGACCCACGUCGGGAGCCUAUGAAUAUCUACAACCUGAUCGCUAUCAUCCGUGACCAGAUCAAGCAUCUACAGGCAGCCGUGGACCGCACCACGGAGCUGUCACGCCAGCGCAUUGCCUCGCAAGAGCUGGGCCCCGCCGUGGACAAAGACAAGGAGGCACUCAUGGAGGAGAUCCUCAAGCUGAAGUCACUGCUCAGCACUAAGCGGGAGCAGAUCACCACACUGCGCACCGUGCUCAAAGCCAACAAGCAGACGGCCGAGGUGGCCCUUGCCAACCUGAAGAGCAAGUAUGAAAAUGAGAAGGCCAUGGUUACCGAGACCAUGAUGAAGCUGCGCAACGAGCUCAAGGCCCUCAAGGAGGACGCGGCCACCUUCUCCUCGCUGCGCGCCAUGUUUGCCACCAGGUGUGACGAGUAUAUCACACAGCUGGAUGAGAUGCAGCGGCAGCUGGCGGCCGCCGAGGAUGAGAAGAAGACGCUGAACUCGCUGCUGCGCAUGGCCAUCCAGCAGAAGCUGGCGCUGACCCAGCGGUUGGAGCUGCUCGAGCUGGACCAUGAGCAGACCCGGCGUGGCCGUGCCAAAGCUGCUCCGAAGGCCAAGCCAGCCACCCCGAGCGUAAGUCACACCUGCGCCUGUGCCAGCGACAGGGCCGAGGGCACUGGGCUGGCCAACCAGGUGUUCUGCAGCGAGAAGCACAGCAUUUACUGUGAUUAGGGGCUGUGGGGCGCCGCACGCUGCAGCUAACAUCUGCUUCACCUCAACUAACCCAGCAGCAGUGGGACAGCGGCGCUAGGUCAAUCUUAACGUGACUAAUGCACAGAGGGCAGGAUUCUAGCCUAGACGCCAUGGGGCAUGUGCAUCAGCAGGACACUUGUGAGAGCUUUGUGUUGCUUCUCACUCCUUGAAACCCCCUCAGGAGCAGCCAGUCCUCGGCUGCUCUCCUAGGUGGGGGUCACAAGUGGGGAUGGAGCUACACAUUUUUGGAGCAGACAUGUGAUGAAAGCAUCUUCUAAGCCCUGGGCACGCUUGGGGAAACCCAAGGGAAGGAAUCCUAGUCCUGCUCCCUCGGCACUCGAAAGGGGCAGAACCUGAGUUGAAACUUGCAUGUUCCUCGCAUGUGUCUAACGUCAGCACUAGAAAGCAGUUUUAGGAGGUUCUAGCCUGAAUCAUAGGUACGACCUCAGAGGAUGGCUCUGCACUUGGCAUAGUUUCAUGGAAAGAAUUACAUUGUAAUUUAUGCGGUACCUCACUGCAAAUCAUAUUCAGGACGGAAGUGCAGAAUUUCUUCCCCAAGCCCCGAGAAGAGCAGCCCUGAGCCCCUGUAUUCUGCUGGCCAGACUCACAUGGCACAGACACAGUUGACCAUAACCCAGGAAUCCAGAGCUCGGUUUGUCAUUUCUGAGAUCAGCAUGCUUGUCUAGUGGCCUGUGAGGUGACAGAUUAGCAGGGCCCAAGGCCCCAGGUGUUCUUUUUUCAUGAGAAAAGCUUUCCAAGUGCCUGGCCAGAUCUUGGUCCUCAGUGCAGAGCCCGUCCUUUUGUAUUUGGGGAGACCACUGCAGCCAGUUGUCAGGCCUUCCUUAGAGGGUUCAGUCUCAAAGACGUGGGGCUUUGAAAACCCUAACCUGAAGUCUGAACCACUGGGGACUUGGCUGGAUUGGACACCCAGAGUAGUAGCCAGAGCCCGGCCCUGUGCUGGGAAAGCUUUGCAUGGGGCCAAGGCCAGUUGUCAGGAUUCGCAGGUAGGAGAUUGUAGGUGUCUUUAUUUAGUGCAAUUUGGGGGAUGGCAACAGAGAAAGAGGAAAAGUAGCCAUAGGGCUCUCCCAUUUCCAGAGGUUCCAUCCACGCCAGAGCUUUGGCAUCAGGCUGCCUGCCUUUCCACAUUGUGAAGCAGAACUUUUCUCAGUAUUUUUCUCCUGAUCACCCUGUGGGCCCAGCUGGACCUGAGGCUGCAGUCUUCUCUCCUGCUGGCUGCUUGCCUUGUCUCAUGCGGAAGGGGCAUUUGAGUUACCUGGUGAGAGACCAUGUUGCCCCCUCCCACAGCUGUCUGCCUUGUGUGGUCUUCCCUUUGGUGCCGAUUAUGUCUUGGUCCCCUCCAGACUCCAGGACAGGUCCAUGUAUGUCCCCUGCGUGUUCAUCCUGGGCCCAGAUCCCCCUUCCCCAGCAGGACUGGCAGUGGGAUGGCUGCCAGCAUGCCCACCCUGCACGCGCUUUGCCCUCUCCUUGCGAGCCUGGCAUACAGCUUCUCUCCAUACUCCUAAGGGGCUUUGCGGACACUCAAGCCACUGGGCCCCUCCUAACACAUGCAGGUCUUCUCUUCUGCCAACUAACGUGCUCGUGCCCUCCCAGCACGUGGAGAGCUUCGGUUGUCAGAUGAACAGGAAGCGACAGAUGACCGCUUUCUAAUGCUCUCUUUUCUCCUGUUUUCAGCUGUAGAGUAGCUGCCAGGAGGACUUGGCCACCCGGCCCUGUCACACUGCAGCCCCCUCCCCUUCCCUCUCGUGACCCACAAGGAGGAAGGAAGGGCAACCUAAAAGCCCACUUAGAAACUUUUUGGAUAUGCCACUGCAAUUCUUUUCAAAAUAGCAUUCCCCAAGUUUUUAAUGGGAGGAAAAAAAGCUUUAAUGUUGAGCAUGCCGCGAGCUGCUGCGUGGAAAGGCCUCUGUACAGGCCGAAGACCCUUCUUCCCCGGCUGCCAGGCUUGCCAGGAGCCUGCUGGAAACACCCACCACGCGGGCUCCUUGUUACACAUGUUCUUUUUUUAUCCGAUCAACCUGUGCACUUUUGAUAUUAUAUUUGCUUCCUUAAUUCCUCGCGUAGAGACGGUCGCAGGUGCCGUGGUCUAUGCUAUAGCUGUCUGCCUCAGCUCCCACCGUGUUGGUCUGGUGUCAGCACGAGGCAGAGCUGUGUGCUCCGUAGUGUGUAGCUUUAGACUCAGAGAUGGGGGCUUUGACCCAGCGAGGAGCUCUGCUAAGUGUAUCCACGCUGUGGUUCAGCAGCCUUUAGAUCAUACGGUAUUGUGGUUCAUGUUUGAAAUUACAGAUUUUAAAUGCCAUGUUCAUUAAGAAAUCCAGGGUAUUCAGAUUCUGGGGUUUUUCAUAUUGUAUUAUUAUUAUUCUUAGGAAUAGUUCAAUGUAACAAGAAGAAAACUUGACCUUUGCUCUGGUUAAAACAGUAAUAGGCACUUGAAAAAAAAAAAAGAUAAAUUAUUGAAUGAGUAGUAUUACCUACAAAUUCCAGAAUUUUCUGGGUUUUAGGACAUUGUGAAGCAUGACUGAUUAACAGAAUUUUAUACAACUGUACCAAUAAAAUUCCAAAUUGGAAUUGUUUUGUUACUCUGGUUGUUGUGCCAAAUUGUGGUACACUUAGAAAAUUCUACAGUUGUCGAUUUUUAGGGUGUUCUCUUUCAACACCUUUUUGUUAGUAAUCAUUACCAGUAGUGCCUUCAUCAGUUAAGGGAGGUGUCCCAGUGCAGAUCAUUCUCGAAAGUGAGCAGGGAGGAGCUAAUGGGCAUGCUGAAGGCCAGCGUGGACAGCAGGUGAGGCAGGCGCUCCUCACACCCAGACCUGGGCAUCUUCAUUGAGGGAAAGAACACAGUCAUUGUGCAAAAUUCUGUUAGUCAGUGAUUCUUUACUUGCAAAUUCAGGGGCUUAGAAAAUGAAAGCAAACACAAAACCUUGAGUGUGCUUUGGGAACCAAAUGGACCUUUUGGGACAAGCUGAGCAAGCUGUAUGAACGCCACGUUUGUGAAGAGCUGAAGGUGUCAGGAGGGCCGACGCUCUGUUGGCAUGUGCAGUAGGGGAUGAGGGUUAGCCAUAGUAUUCUUUACAAAUGUGAAAGCGAGACAUUAUAUCGUCUCUUGCUUGGUGUAACUAAUCACUGUUAAUUUCAGGAAACAGAACUCAUUAAAACUCCUUAGCAAACCAGGUCUACAUCCUGUUUUGUUUGCUGAGUGAGGUUCGUGGGAGUGGUCAAAUUGGUACUCUUGGAGGAAGAAAAACUGUCCUUCCUUCUCCAAAAAAGGAAAAAUUAUAAUAAUAUAAAUGAGAAAAAUAAAAGAAUUCUGUUUCCUGGAAUAAGCAUUUCUUAUUCCUAGUUGUAGGGACUCCUAUUUUUACCUUCCGUUACAGUGUUGAUUCAUAAGAAAUAUUGUUACAUUUGAGAUAACUUCAUCUGUAUGGGGUAUUUAUUUGCAAUGAUGUCUGAGUACUGUAUUUUUUCUGUGCAUUACCUUAGUGUCAGAAUGUUGGUCUUUAUUUUAAAGUCAUAUGCAUGUUCUCCUGCCAAGGAACCUUUACACAGACCCAAACAAAAAAAUAGUAAUAAUCAAAUGCCUUCAGUUUCUGAGAAAAUGAGGCAGAGCAUGGAAAAGAAUAGGAAGGGGAAAUUAAUUGAGAUUUUCAGGACACAGACAUAUGACAUAUUCCUAUGCGGCAAAGCCAGUGCGCAUAGGAACAGUGGGCCUGGGUAAAGAGUCACAUUGGUAGGACCAAUAAAGAAUAAUAAAAAGACAAAGCACA